Molecule: messenger RNA, 1207 nt
Organism: Protobothrops mucrosquamatus (brown spotted pit viper)
Lineage: Eukaryota; Metazoa; Chordata; Lepidosauria; Squamata; Viperidae
Gene: MRPL22
Product: mitochondrial ribosomal protein L22
Exons: 7
Coding region: 32-658 (208 amino acids)
Biological process (GO): translation; ribosome assembly
Cellular component (GO): mitochondrial large ribosomal subunit; ribosome
Molecular function (GO): structural constituent of ribosome
Source: RefSeq, a predicted model, not a curated record
GUCGGUCGGUCCUUGGCUGAGGGCUGCGAAGAUGGCGCUGCUGGGGAUGCUCUGUGGGAUUGCCCGCGCGUGGAGCCUUGGCGGUUGCCCUCGGGCCGGGAGGGUCCUGGCAUCUUCCAGCAUUCCUCUUCUAUCAAAUACAUGCAGAUCUUUCGGGUACAGUACAAGGUGGGAAAAAAAGAACAACAUCACCUAUCCUCCACAAGGGCCAGAUGAACCUCGAAGACCAGCAGAAAUAUACCACAGUCGACGAGAUAUCAAAUAUAACAAGGAUAAGAUGUGGUACCUGGCCAAAUUGAUACGGGGAAUGGGCAUUGAUGAGGCAUUGGCACAGAUGGAAUUCAAUGAUAAAAAGGGAGCAAAAAUAAUCAAAGAGGUUCUUCUGGAAGCCCAGGAACUAGCAGUGACAAAAUAUAAUGUAGAAUUUAAAUCCAAUUUAUACAUUGCUGAAUCAUUUUCUGGAAAAGGACACUAUAUAAAAAGAAUCCGCUACCAUGGCAAAGGCUGUUUUGGGGUUAUGGACAAAGUCAAAUGUCAUUACUUUGUGAGGUUAGUUGAAGGACCACCUCCACCUCCAGCACCUGCAAAGACUGGAUUCGAUCAAGCUAAGGAGUAUGUAGAAGAACUUCGUAAACGAACCAUAAUCAAUACACUAUGACAGCUUUCAUAAAACAAUAUAUCUGUUUUUCCUUUUUGAUAAAAACAUAAAUAAAGUACAUUUUAUAAAUAAGUUUUCAAUUUCCUAUUUCUGAAAACAGUCAUACAUUAUACAUUGGUAUUUAGGAAAGGUACUUUUGCUAAUGGAGAACUGUUAGAAUUGCAAUGGUGAUCAGAAAACAAAAUAUUUUUUUUGUACUGGAUAGUGGAAGGCGGUAUGCUCAAUACUUCUAAUAUAGGCAGAACAUUGUCCUGAUCUGAUAAGUAUCUGCAUUGGAAACUACUUGGGAAUCUUGUGGAAAAUUGAAUUUCAUCAGAGAAGAAAGAUUGGAUGUAAAUAAAACAAUUACCAAUGUUGAACAAACAAAACUCUUAAGAGAAAAUGUAUUUAAUACGUAUCAUUAAAAUAUGAAAAAUACAUUUGUUGGUUAUUGGAAUUUAGUUUCAUGACUGUUCAUUAUCUUCUGAUUCUUCAUAGAGGAAUAUAUUUCUGAACAGCAAAUGAGUGAUGCAAUGAAAUUUCAGUGCAAUAAAACAUGAUUACAGAUGG